Molecule: messenger RNA, 285 nt
Organism: Echinostoma caproni
Lineage: Eukaryota; Metazoa; Platyhelminthes; Trematoda; Plagiorchiida; Echinostomatidae
Source: the annotation of a GenBank genome assembly
AUGUCCAAUAUACAUACCCAUCUACAGCCAUUGGUCGUGGAACGUUCCAACAAUACAGGAGGUAUGAACGUACAGCCGGCCAAACUAGAAGUUGAUGGUAAACCCAUUUUCCUGAAACGACGUGUAAUCCUCUAUGGCCAACGUGAUGAUGUACUGCAGACCCUUGAGAAAAUGGAGCGCGAUGGCAUAAUCACACGAUUCACAUCCAGUGCGUGGCAACUCCAACCGUUAUCGCGAUCGAAAGUGACGGCAAAACACCGCAAAUCUGUGGCAAUUACCGAUUAA